This is a messenger RNA of Colias croceus (clouded yellow), 1362 nucleotides long. RefSeq lists its product as uncharacterized. Bases 1 to 1362 code for a protein of 453 amino acids. The transcript is spliced from 3 exons. Lineage: Eukaryota; Metazoa; Arthropoda; Insecta; Lepidoptera; Pieridae. The record is from RefSeq and is a predicted model, not a curated record.
AUGGUAUAUUUUUUAAAUUUAACAAAAGUGUCAUCAUGGGACCCAUAUACUAAAAUUAUUAUCGUGAUAAAAUAUCUCAGUCAUGAGAGUAUGAGGGAAAUUUUCGACAUGCUUCUAGAAGUACACGUGGUCAAUGUUUUGCUUCUUAACGACACUGCAACCGUCGAUCUCUUCACCUACAACCCGUACGAAAACUAUAGAUGUGGGAGACAAUACGACAGAAUAAUCGAAUUCGGUCAAUGCAACGGAGUGUCUGAGUUUAUUGAUCUAUUUUAUAAUAAAUUGAUAACGGGGUUAAAUCGAUGCAAAUUCAGAAUUACUUAUACCCACUUCCCACCUCACGCCAUCGACCCGUCAUCCAGCGACUAUUCGUUACCUGGCAUCAACCAAUACAUUCUUAAUAUGAUAGCGAAGAAAGAAAAUUUCACGACAAAAGAUACGUACAAAUAUAAUGCAGAUGAGUUUUCGAUAAUCGUCAAUGGCUCGACAGCCGUCGGCCCUCUGAGGAGAUUGCAGACAAACAAGACUGAUAUAGUGGUUGGAGUUAUGAUCCUGACGGGGCCGAGAUCGCGAGUGUUCACCUACAUUACGGAUAAUUAUGCUUCCAUAGAUUAUAUUGUUCUACAAGUUGCCCGGGCCCGAGCCGGGGAACUGGGCAACAUUCUAGAGGAGUUCCGUGGCAUUGUGUGGCUUCUAUUACUCCUUGUUUUCGUACUCUUUUCAUCCCUAUACUUCUUGAUAAACAAACAAGAAAGUAAAUCUAUCAUUCUAUUAAAACUGUUUGGGUAUUUGCUGCUUCAGAGCAGUCGAAUAAGAGGAGGCACUAAAUCGAGAUUCAUCUUAAUAUUUUGGAUUGUCUUCGCGUAUCUCAUUCAUUGUUAUUAUUUAUCUAAUUUGGUGAGCUUCAUGACCAAUCCGAUUUUGGAACAUCAGAUAUCGAGCGAGGAGGACAUCGUAAGUUACAAUUUAAAACCCUGCGUCAGUAAGGCGGUCAGGCAUAUCGUGUACAACAUACUUAACAUUACAUUUCCGAACGAAGAUGAAAAGCGAUGCGAAGGUGAUCUGGAGAGCAUACGAAUAGUCCGUAGAGAGAGUAAUAGGUACACAGUUAGCCUGUUAUCAAUGUACAAUUAUUAUGAAAAUGACUUACUAGAUGCUCAUGGAAAACCAACAAUGUAUACGAUUUCACCACCCAUGACAAAGAUCCUGUAUGCCACUUACUUGUUCAAGGGCUUUCCUAUGUAUAACAAAUUGCAACAGUACUACCUUCGAGUGGGAGAAGUUGGUUUGAUGAGCCAUCAUUUGAGUAGACUUCAGACCGAGAGGUUAAACAGUACUUGUACUUUAGGUCACCACCUCUAA